This is a messenger RNA of Penicillium chermesinum, 333 nucleotides long. RefSeq lists its product as uncharacterized. The coding region runs from base 1 to 333 and encodes 110 amino acids. NCBI's taxonomy places the organism in Eukaryota, Fungi, Ascomycota, Eurotiomycetes, Eurotiales, Aspergillaceae. The transcript has a single exon. The record is from RefSeq and is a predicted model, not a curated record.
AUGAGUUGUCCAAGCCGGACGAGGGACACUCCGAAUGUCUUUGAUGAGCAGUCACCAAUGACCCUCCUCGCUAGUCCUCCCCAAGUCGAGGAUUCUGGCAACCCAGUAGAAGAAGACUUGCAGAAACAGAGCGUGGGCCGUAAAAGCUGGAAAAAGAAAAGCGUCCAGCUACUGUGCCCAUCUGUGAUGCAGUCCAGUGAUGGCAACAGAUUGCUUGCAACGCGAGACAUUACCUGCAAGAGCGUCUCAUGCUUUCCAUGUCUUGGUGUUCUGAAGCUUUCAGCGCAUAUGCGUAUACAGGACAUGGGCAUACACCCGACGAAUGACUCUUGA